CUUUAAAAUAUAUAAAAAAAUUGCAAAAAAGGACAGUAUGGUAAUACUUAGGUUUUGGCAUUUUUACGAAUUGUAUGUAUAUAAUGUAUCCAAAUUGCGCAUGCGUUUUGCGCAGGUUAAUAUAAUAAAUGUAAAGACGCAUAAAUCUACGAACAUUAAUUGGCGUUUAUUGUGUAAUGUCCGACAAUUAAUCGCAUUAGAAAUGACAGUUUUUUUGAACUUCCGUUUAUUUAUAAGUAUUUUAAUUUUAAGGGAAGCUUGCCCAAAAAAUUCAGAAGAGAAAGUGACAAUGGCAGACAAAUAUCUCCUAAGUGAUGAGUACAUUAUACAAUUUAGCAGAGCCCUGAGCAGAGGUCCUUAUUUUGAUACGUCUGCAACAAAAAAUGUUACAUCUUUAGUUGGAAAAACAGGUCAUCUGAACUGUCGCAUAAAAAAUCUUGGAAACAAAACGGUGUCAUGGAUACGCCAUAGAGACUUACACCUCCUAACUGUUUCUGAGAGCACAUAUACUUCGGAUCAGAGAUUUACUUCAAUUUACAACAAGCAAACUGGAGAUUGGUCCUUACAGAUAAAGUUUCCUCAACUAAGAGAUUCAGGAAUCUACGAAUGUCAAGUGUCAACAACACCGCCAGUGGGGUAUACCAUGAUAUUUUCAGUUGUAGAGCCCAUCACAAGUAUUCCUGGAGGCCCAGAGAUUUACAUCGAUUUAGGGUCAACGGUUAAUUUAACUUGCGUGAUCAAACAUCUGCCUGACCCACCCAUCUCAGUGCAUUGGACUCAUAACAAUCAGGAAAUAAACUAUGAUUCACCAAGAGGAGGUGUGUCCGUUAUAACUGAAAAAGGAGACAUAACAACAUCAUACCUAUUGAUUCAACGUGCAAGAAUUGCUGAUUCAGGAAAAUAUUCUUGCUUACCAUCAAACGCAAACCCAAUGUCUGUAAAUGUUCACAUUUUAAAGGGUGAUCAUCCAGCAGCAGUACAAAAAUCGUCUAAUUUAAUUUCAGACUCUCUAAAUGUGUUAUUUCUGCCUAUAUUACUAACCUAUUUAGUUUUAUAAGUACAAUGUAUUGUUAUUAAUUAUCAUUGUGAUUAAACAUUUGAGAAAAAGAA
Molecule: messenger RNA, 1110 nt
Organism: Drosophila gunungcola (fruit fly)
Lineage: Eukaryota; Metazoa; Arthropoda; Insecta; Diptera; Drosophilidae
Gene: dpr21
Product: neurotrimin
Exons: 7
Coding region: 38-1057 (339 amino acids)
Biological process (GO): synapse organization
Cellular component (GO): neuron projection membrane
Source: RefSeq, a predicted model, not a curated record